GGCCCGUGACGGAUGAUGGGGCUACUGUUAGGGCUAUUCACCUUUGAAGAACAGUAGGGAUUCCAAAGGCGACUCAGGUAUUCAGUCAUUUCGCCGGGAUGUCGGGACUUUCUACACGAACCACUUGUGUUUUCACCGCGUUGUCGUUUCUUAAUGUCUGCAAAGGAUUUCAACUCACUAAGCAAAGCUCUGCUCCAUUAGUUUUUUAAUGUUGUGAUUCGAUUUCUGUGAUUAUGAAAUUUUAACAAUUAGUCAUCAUUCACUUAAAUGUAGAAUCAGAGAUGGGGUAAUCAUAAUUCUGUUUCUGCACCUUAUUAUUUGUGGUCCAACGGUAUAAAUCUGUCAACACCCUUCGCUGCUUUGGUAACUAGCACAUAUUAACACAGCUGAUGUAUUUGAUAGUAACAGGCAGGGCAGUUGUCCAAAUGUAAAUGGACACCACGAAUAGUUGAAUGACACCAGACAAAUACAUGAAUUGAUCUAGAGAAUUGGUGUAAUUUCCCGUACGGCUCGAAAGAUUUUAACUCGCAUGCACCAUAUGUGUUUGUUAUGCUGUUUUGAAUGGUUUUGCUAAACUCCGAAAAGAGCUGAGCGCAUCGAAGGAGGGUGUUGAAGUGGGGGGUCGCCUGAAAGGCAUUCUGGGGAGGGUCGUCUUGGAAACGGCAACGGGAGAGUGGAGGCGCACAAUUCGGGGUCUAGUUAUCAGUCGCACACUUGCACCUUAUAUGCACCCUCCGAAAACGGGGAAACGGACCGUGCAUCCAUCGCCAACUAGACAAAACACUACAGUUCAUAACUCCCAAGAUUCAGACAUUACAGCACUUAGUGUAACACCGGCAACAUCAAUAUUAUACCGCUAGUAUUCGUCGUUGAAGCAUUUGAAAAUAUCAGUUUGUGUGUUCUGGGUAAGAUUUCAGAGGAACAUAAAUAAAAAAUCAGUGUAGGCCUUGACAAAAACAUGCAGAUCAUAUAGAAAUUGGGUUAACUGUAAGGUCAGAGGACUUGUUUGAGCUCUUUGGAGAGAAUCUCCGAGGCGCUGAUGCUGUAUUCGGUACCGGUAACGAAACUGGUUUUGGUUCAUUGUGCUUAUCCGCGUCAUCUGCCCUCGUGGGGCGUAUGUCGCUCGCCUUGUAAGUGCUAAGUGUUGGUCAUAGAAACUAACAUUUCUUGCUUGACUAGGGAUCAGGCGAGAGCCGCUUUACUCCACCUGCUCCGGGUGUAAAUGAGUGAGACACGGAGCAGGUGCGACAGCGUGUCCUCCCUCUCAGGGCAAACUACAUUUAGCCGUGCCUACCACCUGUUUUUACAUACUUGUGUUUAGCUUCUGUUCAAAUAAGUUGCAAUACUGUUUCAAAAGCAAACCCCCAAUAAACAACAAUAGACACACGCACUGUACAUAAAAUGUGGCGGGAAAAAGCGUUACAAUGUCGUUUAUUGUGCCGGGCAAGGACUCUUGAUUUGAACCAAUAUUUUUAAAUGUAAUAUUCCAAUGCACGCUGCCUAAUUAUACCGUAGUCACCGAUGAGGGUGGAUUUUGAAGCCCUUGCAUUUCCCUUGCAUUUAAAUAUAAUCUAAUCUAUAUCAAUGUAAUUUAAUCUCUGCGGACUUCAUAUUAUUCUGUCUAAAGUUGAAAAUUAAACACAUUUUAAAUGUAGGCCUAAUCUAGAUUAAUAUGAUUUUCAAAACUGACCAAAACAAUCAUAUUAAAGAAUGAUGAUGAAUUUUAAGUCACUGCUUUUAUUUAGUUCGGUCUAUCGUUUGAUAUUUGGUUGGGAUCGUUCUGAUUACUUAAGCGUAUUUACACACAAACUUUUCCAGAGCGGGACUACAAAGACUCCAGUUGUUACUUUUGUGUCUUUAUUCCCCCCUCCCCCCCCAUCGCUUCUGUUGCGCUCAAGCGCUUUAUAAAUUCACCGCGCCCCGACUUUAGUGAUGCAAAUGUGCGGGGGUAAAGAAGGCAGUCCAGGGCGGGCUGGUUGGUACAGAGCGCAACUUUCACUAUAAACCACAGCAAGAAUGAGGAGGGAACCAGUCCGCUGUGUGAACAGGGCGCUGCACCCCGCACUGGGACCCAACGCAAGAAUCUCAGAAAUGGUGUAUUAAUGUCAAGUGAAGCCUUGUUUACAGACUUGCAUAGCAACCUCGUUUUUUAUCUUGAUGAGACCAUUUUUUUUGUUCUGAGUGAUUUUGAAAAAUUGUUUUGCGGUGGCAAAAUAGUUAUGCAUAGAUAAUUGCGGGUCUGUUGGUUUAUCAUUUAUGUGCAGUUCUGAAAUAAAUAAUUUUACUUGAAAGGGUUUAAAUUUGAUUUUAUAGGCGAACCAUACGUCGUUGCCGCCUUUUCGUUUGUGUUUUUGGUUUAUUUUUUAACUAUCAGAUAUGUUCAGUAUGAUGGAGCACGAAUUACAGGCGCUGGGUGCCUCCACCGAGCCUGGCACGGACAUGUCCGGCGGGACCUGCGCCGGCCACGGGGCCAACCGCUCAUUGGCCAAGCAGUGCCCGACCAGCGACCCGAUGGACAAGGUCAAGCGGCCCAUGAACGCCUUCAUGGUGUGGUCGCGGGGUCAGAGGCGGAAGAUGGCGCAGGAGAAUCCCAAAAUGCACAACUCGGAGAUCAGCAAGCGCCUGGGAGCGGAGUGGAAACUGCUAGAGGAGAGCGAGAAGCGGCCCUUCAUAGACGAGGCGAAGCGGCUCCGCGCCCUGCAUAUGAAAGAGUAUCCGGACUACAAGUACAAGCCCCGCCGCAAGACCAAGCCGCUGCUGAAGAAGGACAGCCCGGUCGGGGCUCUCCCGCUCUCCGCCGGUAACCUGCUGGCAGCGACGAGCGGCCAGGGAGCUGAGACCGUUUUGGAGAGUUACGGCUGGGGGUCCUCCGGAGGCUACUCCGCUCUCCAGAGCGACUCGGUCGGGUAUCCCCAGCAGCUACAGCGCUACGACCUGUCGGCCCUGCAAUACCCCCCGAGUCUGGCCACCCCGCAGACAUACAUGAAUGGCGCCAGCUCUUACAGCAAUCUGCCCUAUGGCACCAGCCCCCAGCAGCCCAGUCAGCUGAUUUCCAUGGCGAAGACGGAGCCGCCGUCGCUCUCCCCUGGCGGGGCCCCUUCCCAGCCUCACGGCACCCCCCAGGGGGACCUAAGGGACAUGAUCAGCAUGUACAUGCCAGGGGCUGAUGGGCAUGACCCCACGGCCCAAAGAGGCUAUCCCAGCAUGCACCAGCACUAUCUCGGGGGAAACAUGCCCCUCACCCACAUCUGAUGCCCAUUUGCUGGAGACUGCUCGGACCCCCGCCCCACCCCGCUUAAACUGGGCUUGGACUUCCCUGUGAUCUUCUCCUUGUUGCUGUUACGGACUCCAAGGAAGCCUCGGAUGGGGUGUCUGUUCAGGAACGUCCACACCCCUGGUGCAAUGGUUCAGCAGGUGGCGAAGUGGUUCAGCCAACAAGGUGCCAUUUCUGACCCUGCUGUUGAAACCUUUGAUUUUGGUGCUCGACUUUGAACUUCUGUGUAAAUGGGUUAAGUUGCGGAGUUGCUGUUGGGGGGAUAAGGGUCGACCAAAUCACUGAAUGUACAAGUGCUUUUUCAUGAGUCCGCUUUCGAUCUUCUCCCCCCCCCCCGACGCUGUAGCUAACCUCACUGAUGAUGUCAUGGGAUGAUGAUGAUGUCAUGUCGAGAUGUCAUUAAUCUGCUGUGUUUAAGCCAAGAUGACAACCUUUGAAAAUAUCACCCGUUUCCUACUGGGAUAUAUUACAGGCUGAAGGUUAGUUUCUUUGGCCUUCGGAUGAACCGUCACAUUGUAAUGUUUUUAAAUCCUGCAAGUGCGCUUAAGGCAAUGAAAAAACACAGGAAGGGAUGAUUAGACAGUACUUCAGGAGAGAAUGAACCCAAAAACAUUUGUUUAGAGAAAUGUCAUGAAUUCACUGACAGCGAUUCAGGUGAAACGUGUUAAAUGUGUGAAAUAGUUUCCAUUUUCUUCGUUCUGCCUGACAGGCUUGUCAGUCAGAUCGUCAUCAGUCCCCAUUACCCAAAGCACUGCUUUCCCCAAAUUAAUGUUGUUUUGUUAACUUGUUUAAAAUGUUACCAAAUGUCAAAAAUGGACUGAAUACUGUGAAAUGUAUUUGAAAUAAUAAAAAAACAAUAACUGUUUACGGUGGAGCUUUUAAAAA
Paramormyrops kingsleyae is the source of this 4159-nucleotide messenger RNA. RefSeq names its product transcription factor Sox-19a-like. NCBI's taxonomy places the organism in Eukaryota, Metazoa, Chordata, Actinopteri, Osteoglossiformes, Mormyridae. The record is from RefSeq and is a predicted model, not a curated record. Gene Ontology annotation, molecular function: RNA polymerase II cis-regulatory region sequence-specific DNA binding; DNA-binding transcription activator activity, RNA polymerase II-specific. Gene Ontology annotation, cellular component: nucleus. Gene Ontology annotation, biological process: brain development; positive regulation of transcription by RNA polymerase II; neuron differentiation.